This is a messenger RNA of Alternaria rosae, 1218 nucleotides long. RefSeq lists its product as uncharacterized. The record is from RefSeq and is a predicted model, not a curated record. NCBI's taxonomy places the organism in Eukaryota, Fungi, Ascomycota, Dothideomycetes, Pleosporales, Pleosporaceae. The transcript is spliced from 5 exons. The coding region runs from base 1 to 1218 and encodes 405 amino acids.
AUGCCCAGCAACAAGCGCUUGAAAAGCAUUGUCUUCUGUGCAGCGGCGAAAGUAGAAGCCGACAUGCACACCUACCCAACACACUUCCACGAUAUCGAAGAAGUCAAAGAGUACAUCAGUACUACCUGCAAGCAAUCCGGCAAUCAAUACAUCACUAGCAAGCAAAAUUUGACAAAAGAGGAGCUGGCAUAUAUCAAGGACAAGGUAUGCUUCGUGGUAGCCUGCCAGGCUUUCAGGCAAGGAGAAUUUUAUCUAGGGGUUGGGUUGUUGGACCGGUCGGCUUUGAGAGCGGCCGUUGAAGCAGAUAUCCGACGCCUCCUCCCCCUGGUGCCUUAUUGGCCGUCCCACUUCGCUGGUGUGAAGGACGCCCUCGUCCAUGUUAACGGUGUUGCACGCUGGAAAGGCUUCGCAUAUACUGAAUUUGAAGGAGUUUCGGCGGACAAAUUUCAGCGUUACGUCAACUACAACACUGUGAGGCAUGCUUUCGAAGACGGUCGCUUUGAGAUGCAUGUCCCUGGUGAGGAUUGGCGGUGCCGAAAGUCCAAAGUGUCAAAAGCGCCAGUGGGAAAGUUUACGACGAUGAACGGAGCCAUUGGGAGCGACAUUCAAAAGCUUAUCAGCCGCAUCCCCGCAUGGCGUCCAACCUUCUCUUCCCUCAACGCGGCUCGAGACUAUGUUGCUGAGUUCUCGUGCUGGAUCCAUUUCUCUUACACGUACUGGUCUGAUGUCGAACCAUAUCGCUUCCGGCUAAUCGUCAACUUCGGCACGGCAAAGCUGGCGUUUCGAGAGGGAAAGUUUAAGAUCCGUGAAGAUGAGGGAGAAGAGGAGUCUGAUGAUACGGAUGAGACUGCUGUUGAGGGCGCUGAGGUCACACAGAGGAAGACGGAGGCUUCUAGAUUGCCGUAUGGUAGACCCUCCACCGGAUCUACUGUGACCCCGCCGGCUGAGAAGCCCGUCUUUUCGACUACCACAGCCUUCAGCAACGCGAUCGAUUCGAUCAACACGGCGAUUGCGGACACUACUGUUGUUGAUGUGCCAGACUUACUGUUAGAGGAGCUUCCGGAAUGCGUGAGCAUAGUGCAAGAAGAAGGUCAGGAGCCUGCCGCACUAUCCCAGCUGGCUACCAUGCCGCUUUUGGUUGAGGUUGAUGAGGAUCCGUUCAAAGAAUUGAUCGCUGUCUUGAAGCGUGAGAGCAUCAUCAAAGCGGCUUUUGAGUGA